This is a messenger RNA of Gambusia affinis (western mosquitofish), 4506 nucleotides long. It is a transcript of the gene mettl24, whose product is annotated as methyltransferase like 24. The transcript is spliced from 4 exons. The record is from RefSeq and is a predicted model, not a curated record. Lineage: Eukaryota; Metazoa; Chordata; Actinopteri; Cyprinodontiformes; Poeciliidae. Bases 1107 to 1706 code for a protein of 199 amino acids.
GAUGAUGACUGCCUGCAGCUGGGUGCAUAUUAUGAGUGUCAGACAUUGUGGAGCAUGUUUAAAAUUCAAAAAUUAAUUCAAGUAAUGCCUGAGACCACGGCUAUUUCAGUGUUAGGUACAACAACCUUCCAUCUCUACCUUGGGGUAGAGAUGAAAUGGAGCCUGACUAACCCAGUGCUUCUCUGCUUGACCUGUCACUGAACAAUAUGACUGGAAUUUCUUUAAGGUCACAGCAAGCUGCUCUUUCAAAACUGUAAAAAUGUAAAUUUUGGCAGCAGAUGCGAACAUACAUAAUUUGGCUUCAAAUGUCAGAUUUUAGCCAACAAUGGGUGUGAUUUUACAAGUGACUGUAAGAGAUUGCAAAUCAUUUAUUUUAUGAAAGGGCUAAUCACACCCACAUUCUCAGUCAUUUUUCUGCAUGUCAACGCUGAUUGUUCACUUUAAGCUAAUUAUACACUGCAGAGUAUGAAGGAACACACACAUAUCUCCAGGCAUGCUGUUGUGUUUGCACUUAAUGUAAGACAGAGUUAGAUUUUUGCUCCGCAUCAUCACGUGUGUGGCAACAAGGUUCCUCCUUGUGCAAACUGAAGCUGAACAACUAAGAGACCAGCAUGUGAACGCUUGAACAACCUGCUCUCAUGCUAAAAACUCAGCUAUAUGCAAAACAGCUAAUCUACGACUAACAUGUUUAUUAUGUUUCUUUGAGGGUUUUUAACACAUAUUUAUAAACACCCUGUAAGUUUUUAUUUCAAAAUCUUCAGUAUUUAUUGUAUUAAAACACUGGUGACUCUCAUGAGAGCCAGAAAAAAAAAAGAUCCAUUAUAGUUUAAGGAAUAAAUUAAUAUAUGGAACAUGAAAACCUCAAAAUCUUGACCUCCUUCUCACCAUCUUUGCUUUCCUACUUUGUUUUAUCCCUGCGAGACCAAGAAAUGUCAGUCAAUGUCUGAGCGCCAACCCCAGCUGUAUAUCAUCUGGAGCAUUACACAUAUUGAGAUCGAACUACAGAGGUAACUUGUGCUUCAGUAGUUAAUAAUGAUGCCACUACAGGAGCAUCCACUGGUGACUGGACUGUGUGCCUCGAUCCAAAAUUCAUCAUAACCCACAGGAUGAAGAGCAAGAACUGUAGAGUGUACUCUUUUGGGUUGGGAGCGGAUGAUUACUCUAUGGAGCAUUUUCUUGCACAAUCAGGUUGUGAGGUCCACUGCUUCGAUCCUAGCAUGGAGCAACCUCACCUACAAAAAGCUGAAAUGUGGUUCCACCGCAUCUCUAUUGAUUGGAGGGACCCCAGUCCAGCAAUUGUUCCUAAAAGACAAGCAAACAGGAAACUGGCCACCAUCCUUGAUGACUUUGGACACAGAGACGUGGAUGUACUAAAAGUAGAUAUGGAGAGCGCGGAGUGGAAGAUUUUGGAGAACCUCGUUCUGGAAGGAGUCCUGGACUCUGUGGGUCAACUGCUGCUGGAACUUCACCUCCACUGGGCGGGCUUUGAGGUGGCCGGCGAUGACCCGUCUGUGGUGCGGUACUGGUUCAGCCUGCUGAAGGAGCUCGAACGAGCAGGUUUUCGCCUCUUUCAAGUCUACAGCAAUCCGAAUAAACCUCAUAUUUUUUUACACAAGAACAUCUUGAAUGCCAGCAGCGCCUACACCCUGAGUUGGGUGAACGUACGGUGGAAGCCUUCAUGGACGGUACAUAAACAUAAGAAAUAAAUUUUUUAUUCUCGGCCUCUGGUCUGUGACGACCUCUCACAUAGAUGAAGUAAUUACUUCCAGAGACUCUGUAUUUGUUGGCUGCAGGUCAGCCUGGUUUAGACAUUCUUGAAGCCUGGCUCACAGCCAGCUGUUCCCUCUUUGUAAACAUCUAUGGCCAAAAGACCACACAAGAUUGUACAGUUGUACAGUGGAUAAAAACAUACAUAAUAUUCCAAGGAGAAAGUAAAUGAAAGAACCUGCCUCUCUGAAAGUAAGUAAAUAUAAAAAAGUAACAAUUUAUCCUACCUACAAAAGGCAGUAUGCUAUUUACAAGAAUACAAUCCUUCUCCAGACACUUUAUAAGGGACAGCUUGCUAGUAUCUUUUCCUUUUCCAUUCAGGGCAUAGAUUCAACAAUGUGUCAGAAACAUUCUUCACAGAUUUUAUUUAAUAUUGACAUGACAGCAUCACACAAGUCCUGCUGAGUGGUUGGUUGCACAUCCAUGAUAGGAAUCUCUCGUUCUGCCGCAUCCCAAAUGUGCUCUGUUGGACAGAGAUUUGGUGACUGGCAGCCAGUGGAGUACAUCGAGAUCAAUGUUGUUAAAGAAACCAGCCUGGGAGGAUUUUAGCUGAGCUAUGAGGUACUAAGUCAUCCACCUCCUACUGCCUGGAAAGUGAAAUCCUAGUUCCAUGUUAUCUGACCAUCUAAUAUUUGAAUGUAAUAAGUCAAGUGGUUUGAUGUUUUCUUGUUUAUUCUCUUUGGUGAGCUUGUUCAAACUGUAGCCUCAAAUUCUUGUUCUAGCUGGCUGCCACAUCACCUAGUAGGACCAUUUGAGGCAGCAGCGCAUCUGGUUCAAGGUUUUCUAUUGCUUCCUUGAAAGCCUCUUUAAUCAAACUCAGCGUAUUCCACCGAGUCUGAAGAGGGUUUCCGAUACCUGAGAUUACAUAUUACAGCUGUACAUACCCCCCUCCCUCACCAACAACAACAACAAAAAAAAAACUUAAGCUGAUCCCCCUUUACCCCCUGUUAAACUCAUCUGGAACCGAGGCUGGGCUGAAUAUUUGUCCAAUCUUACCGGUAAUCGCUGAGAUUUUUUUUUUUUUAAUUGAUUGGGUUUCUGGUACGAAAAGUAGUUUUGAACAUAUCUUCAAUGUAACUUGGUGUGUUGUUGUCCAAUUAAAACACCCAAUUAUGUUCAAAGUUGAUCAUUUCACCUAAAUCUGUAUAAUGAACCAACCACACAUCAUAAUCAUGCCACCACCAUGCCUGACAGUUACAUUUUCUUAUGUUUGAAAGAUUCACCUUAAAGCUGCAGUAUGUAAUUUUUAAAAAUAUAUAUAUAUUUUUUUACAUAUUUGUGGAAACUGUCAAUGCUGUAAGAAAUUAGCUCCUUUGCUAUCUCCCUGUGCUAACCAAUCAGAGCCAGGAGGUGGGUCUUAGAGCUGUCAAUCACCCUCUGUGUGCUUGUUUGAUUAUUCAAUUACAAAACCAGUUUUGAUGGGAAUUUAGGACAGAGAUCUGCAACCAGUAGCUACAGAGAAAAAUUUUGCUCUUAAAUCCCUCCCAUGUUGGUUCUCGCUGCAAAAAUUAUACUUUAAUGAACAUGUUACAUAUGUAGAGAAAAAUGUAAAUAAUUGUUUUUAGAGUUUAGACUGGGCCUAAAAAUCCAAGUAAGUCAAUGCUUUAUAUUCUGUCCUUUAUUUUUGGGCUAUCUUCUUUAAAGAACUCAACUAGCCUCAGUCAGCUCAACAUAUUUCUUUCCCCUAGGAAAACAGCCACAUGAGAUGACGCUCCCAGCACUGUAUUUCACAGUUCUGCUCUUCCCCUUUUUCUUCCUAAUGUAACAAUUGUCAUUAUGGCCAAACAAAUUAAUUUUAGAGUGUUUUCCCACCUAAUAGUCCAGUAGACUUGGUUUGACUGGGGACCAAGGUUGCAACAUUUGUUACAUUUUUAGCUGCUAUGUUUCACUUUCACUCUGCACUGUCAAAAGAACGCCAGGUGGCGCUGCACCAAGUACCACUUAAGGAAACGACAUAAAAACGCCUGUAGAAGACAUGGGUUCAACUUCUUUCUUUGCGAAAUGUCAACAAAAAUGGAUUAGCGUCGGAUUUUAUUUUGGUAAAAGAACAUGAGCCACGUUCCCCCUCUAGGUAUAUGCUAACGCGUUUGUUUAGGUUGUAUUUACCCAAAAUGCCCUGAGCUGUAGUCCACUUCCUGCUUCUGGUGCUGUCUCCAGUCCGCUUGACGUUUGUACGCAGUCAAACUGCAGCAGAGUUCACGCCUACAAACCCCGGUUUGUAGGCGGGUUUAGCUUUUUUUAGUCCGCAAACGAAACAGACUUUCUACAAUCAUGCGUAUGUAGGCGGUAACUAAUAAAAAUUACCGCCUACAUAAAAAGUUACCGCCUAAUAAAAGUAACGCCUAAUAAAAGUAACAUCCACAUCAGUAGCAGGACCCACGGUUUCCGUGGGUUACCCUACACAUCUAAGUGCCUGAGCUAGUUUGAUUUCCUGCAGCUCCACCUCUCACAAAUUCUUGAAUGUGAUUGUCCUUGUUUGUAUGCGCACCUUUUUGAGUUACAUAUUUGCUUUCAAUUUAAUUUUCCAUUAGCAUGGGAAAUUAAAUGAGGCGGUUCUGUGCCCAGAACAGUCAGAACAGGAAGAACAGGAAGCUUUAGCAAUUUUUGUUGCCUAUAUCCCACUAACAGGUAGAUUAACUAAGACAUAAUCUUUGUCAUUCACUUCAACUUUUAUGGGUCAUAAAGUUAGGAUACUGAGCAUUUUGUGGGUCUAAUUUCUAGAUCUAGAAUAAGUUGAAU